AUGUCGGACGAAUUCGAAUUACAAGACUACACUUUCUCUCCGUCACCCACAGACCCAUCCACCUGGACACGCAAAUGCCACGGUUUCGAGUCCUUCGUAUCUGUGCUGUCCGAAAACCUCGGUGGAUGCCCCUUCCUGACCACCACGAUAAGCAUCAAACCAGCUUAUGACCGGGCGAUACUUGAGCCUGUUGUCAAGGCCGCAUGGAUCGCUCUCCGUUACACUCUACCAGCUAUCGCUGUUAAAUCAUCUAGACUCCCUGCUCCCGAUAGUCACUUCAUUUUGACAUAUCGUACGCCCAAGGAUACUGGAGAGCUUCAAACUUGGGCCAACGAGACCGUCUUUUUCACCGAUGAAGUGAACGACGUGUACGACGCGCACAAGAAGCUGAAGAAUGAGAGGUGGUGGAAGCCAUCGGGCAAUCAUUGGAUUGGAGAGUUGCACGUUUCUCCUAUAAAACAUGGGUGGCAAUUUAGUAUCGUCUUCAAUCAUGGCAGUCACGAUAGUAGAAGUGCUUUCGGUAUUCUAAACGAACUUCUGGGGAAGCUCGUUCCGAUCCUCGAAGGCUCCGCUGUCCCGGAACUUUCCUGGGGUGAGGAAACGAAACGACUACCUCCAACUUCCAAUGUUAUCAACGCAAAAGCGAACGCUCUACCUAAGGAAGAUCAACCACCUCUCCCUUUAUCCCAGUCGACACUAUGGACCUGGACACCCGUCAAAAUAUCAUCACCGAUAAACCACGAUGUAUCCGCUCUCAUCACCCUCCCCGUCGAGACCACGUCCAAACUCCAUAUGGUCAGCAAACUUCACGGGCGGACCAUUUCUCGAGUUGUCACUGCGCUCUCUAUCCUAGCACACACAGAAGUGUGUCUGAAAGCUGCUGCUGAAGCUGGUCCUGAACGAUUUAAGGUCGUCUCGACGAGCUAUAAGGAAUCGGAGGUGUAUCAGGUUGCGUUAACUUUUGCGAAUUAUAGACAUAAAUUCCCUGAACCGUACAAUAGGUUAUCUAGCGAAACACCUGGUCCGUUAGCGACAUUUGACGGAAUGCCGUUGUUCCUUUCUAUGGAUCCGAUCCGCAAGUUUUUCACGAUCGAUGACACUAGGUCAACUGUUGUUGUGAACUCGAAGGACCUAUUGGACGCGUUUUGGAACGAGCUUGUGGAUGCUACUGUUAAGAGUUGGAAGGAUCACGACCACACACUCGAAGGAUACGCAACCCGAGAAGCAGACUGUCAAGUGGUAAUCCACGAAUAUGACCCCAACAUCCUCAACUUUCCCGCACUUGUUACUUCUUCUGUCGGAGACUUGCAAAGACUGGGUAUCUUUGAUGAGUACCUCCCAUCGUUGGAGAAUAAGACGCAACCCCUGACAGUGGUUGAUACGAUUAUCGGGCAGAGGAUGAGGGCGCCGAUGCUUAUGAAUAUGUUUUGGCAGUAUGAUGGAAAGUUGAACUGUCACUGGUUUACGGGAGGGGAGUGGAUGACGGAAGAGCAGUUGGGGAUGGCUGUGGAUUCGUUUAAGAGGUGGAUUGAAAUUUUUGUUGAAUCAGAAGAGUAA
This is a messenger RNA of Marasmius oreades (fairy-ring Marasmius), 1557 nucleotides long. RefSeq lists its product as uncharacterized. Lineage: Eukaryota; Fungi; Basidiomycota; Agaricomycetes; Agaricales; Marasmiaceae. Bases 1 to 1557 code for a protein of 518 amino acids. The transcript has 6 exons. The record is from RefSeq and is a predicted model, not a curated record.